GGAUAUUUUGCCUGCAUGUUUGUCUGUGCAGCAUGCAACAUGUCUGUGUCUGGUUCCCUCAUCACAUUCCCUGAAGCUGGAGUUCCAGGUGGUUGUGUUAUCUCUCCAGCCCUCUUUUUACUUUUGACAACUGGUCUCGUCAGUUGCCUAGUCUGGCCUAAACAUUCGCUCUUCCUGCCUUAGACUACAGAGCAGCCCAGGCCUUCCUUCUACUAAGUUUUAUGGUGCUUCUCCCACACCCAUUAUUUUGAGGGGCUCUUCUCCUCAGAGAACACUAUUUACAGAAGUCUCUCUCUUCCUUCUCUCCUCUCUUCCAUUGCUGGGGCAGCUACAGGACUUGUCUUACUUGUGACUGUUUAUUGGCGUUCUGAUAUUAUAGACAAGACAAAGGCAAGAAACUUAUGUUUUACACUUCCAAUUCAGGACCUUGCAGAGGAGAAGUAUGGGAAACAGAGCUCAAAGAGGUGGAGCCAUUUUGUCCAUAUAUCACAGCAGAGCUAAAUAAAGGCUCUAGUUUCUAGAUCUUUCUCCACCCUCAACUCCACGGGCAUGAAGUGGCAAAACUUAAAGGUGUGAUGAUAAACCCCUGUCAAACAGUCAGUUCAAGGUCAUCCUCAGCUCUAGAGGGGGUCUGAAGUCAACUAUGGGCUUCAGACCCUGCCUAAAGAAAAAAAGACCAUUUUUUGAGCUGGGACUUGUGGUAUAGCUCAGUUUCAGUAAUCAUCCUGCCUCAGCCUGCAAAGAGCUGUGUCUACAGGGACACCUUACCCAACUUGGCCAUUUUUGUUCAUUUUGAGGUAGACAAUACGUUAUGCACAACUGGUAUAGCAACAUUACUAUAAAGGAACUAAUUAAUCACCGUUACUCAUGCUCUCCUGUGGAAAGAAAGAGCAGUUUGAAUUUCAUUUAGUAAAAAAAUCUUGAGUCAGUAAACAAAAAAUGUGAGCACAAGAUGCAGCCCUGAGCUUGCAGGACUCACCCUAAUCUCGGUGCCAGCAGAAUGACUGCAUUUAACAUUUGACAUUUUGUUCACAGCGGGUCUACUUUUUCCAUUGGUAUUUUAAAAUACUGCAUUAGAAUAUUAUCUUGAUGAUUAAUUUCUGAGCUCGAGGAACUCACUCCCUCCAGAGCUGUUUCUGUUUUACCGUCCCCAGCUGGAGUGACCUAUCUUUUGGGGAAACUGAGAUCCGGAGCGGCGGGGAGCUCUGGGGACAGGCUGUCGCUGACCUUUGCUUAUCGUCCGUCCUCUCAUUAAAUCCCCGUCUGCCAGAGACCUUUCUGCCGCCUGCGUGGUCGAGAUAGCGACGCGGCCAGGCCGUGACAUUUUAGAGGCUCCGACUCGCCCAGCACCAGCCCCUGCCUCGCCACCCUCUAGGACUGAGAGAACGCGUCUGUGACGUCAUCGAAUUCCGAGUCCGGCCUCCGCCGCUGACGUCACAGAAGGGCAGCGCUGAGUCGCAGCGUUCCUUAGGGGACGUGAGCAGGAGAGGCCAGAAAGUGGCCCAGCAAGGAGGAAGUCUUGUGGUUCCCAUCAGUACGUAGGAGCAGAACUACAACUCCCGACGCUCCCUGCACCUGUGCAAGAGAGCGCGACAAACUUUUGGACGAGAUUGCUAUCUCCUUGGUCCAACCAGAAGGCCGACUUUAGAGCGUCAUCCCACCCCUCUGUAAUUCCCAGAGCUGCUUCCUCGCGCGAGUGACGGGCUUCGCUGCCUUCUAGGGUUCAGAUUCCUCUGACGGACGUCCGAACCGAGGAAUCCGAGCUCGGAGAAGUCCAGAGGGUGUUGAAAAGCGUGGACGGUAGCCAAUAGCAUGCUGCAAGGGUCCGGCGCCGUCCAAUCGCUGCUCUGGAGCCCCGCCCCGACGCGUGACGCAGUAGGGUGGGUAGCAACAGUUGCCCCGGUGAGGGAAACGGAGGCGCCAUAGCCACGGUAGUCGUGGCGACCAAGCAACCCAGCAACGCCAGUCAACAACAACAACCGAGGCCGCCCCCCGCCCCCACGCCCCCGGCCCGGCCUGGGGACCCCGGCGCGCUCGGUCCCCUCUGCACAGCGCCCACGCACCUCCUCAAAGCCUUCCGCGGACACAAGUGCGGAGAAGCCGAGGAAGAGGAAAACCGCCUUAUUUAUUAUCAUUCACUGUUGGCAUGGCAACACAGUCCUAUGUUACUGAGCUACAGGCAGCCCCACAAGCGUCCCAGCCGCCACAAGCCCCACCCCAGGCCCUGCCCCAGCCACCACCCCCAGCAGCACCCCAGCCUCCUGCUGCAGCAACUCCCCAGCCCCAGUAUGUCACCGAGCUGCAGAGCCCCCCUCCGCAGACGCAGCCUCCGGGCAGCCAGAAGCAGUAUGUGGCCGAGCUUCCAGCUGCCCCUGCGCCCUCACAGCCUGCCACACCUGCCCCAUCCCCUGUGGCUCAGCAGUACAUCGUGGUCACCGUCUCGGAAGGUGCCCUGCGAGCUAGUGAGACUGUGUCAGAGGCCAGCCCCAGUUCCACAGCAAGCCAGACCGGUGUCCCCACCCAGGUGGUACAGCAGGUGCAGGGCAGCCAGCAGCGGCUGCUGGUCCAGGCCAGUGUGCAGGCCAAGCCAGGCCACGUGUCACCCCUGCAGCUUACCAAUAUCCAGGUGCCACAGCAGGCUGUCCCCACACAGCACCUGGUGGUGCAGAGCACAGCACCGGGCACGAAGGGUGGCCAGGUCUCCCUGACGGUGCACAGUGCCCAGCAGGUGCACUCCGCCCCUGAGAGGUCACCAGUGCAGGCCAACAACUCCACCAGCAAGACAGCUGGGGCUUCUGCAGGCACUGUGCAGCAACUACAGGUUCACAGCGUCCAGCAGAGCGUCCCUGUCACCCAGGAGAGGUCAGUAGUCCAGGCCACUCCACAGACCAAAGCUGGGCUGGUACAGCAGCUGACCGUGCAGGGACUGCAGCCAGUUCACGUUGCUCAAGAGGUCCAGCAGCUGCAGCAGGUGCCUGUCCCUCAUGUGUACCCCAGCCAGGUGCAGUAUGUGGAGGGUGGCGACGCCAGCUACUCAGCCAGUGCCAUCCGCUCUAGCACCUACCCCUACCCUGAGACGCCGAUCUACACACAGCCAGCAGGCACCAGCUACUAUGAGGCUUCAGGCGCACCCCCCCAGGUCAGCACACCAGCCACUUCCCAGACUGUGGCCAGCAGCGGCUCAGUACCCAUGUAUGUGUCCGGCAGCCCGAUUGUUGCCAGCUCCUCCAGCAGCGAGGCUGGGGCCAGCAACAGCAGCGUGGGUGCAGGAGGCAGCGGGGGAGGUGGCGGCAGCGGCAGCGGCAGUGGCGGUGGCGGCGGCGGCAGUGGAGCAGGCACCUAUGUGAUCCAAGGCGGCUACAUGCUAGGCAACGCCAGCCAGUCUUACUCCCACACCACCCGUGCCUCACCAGCCACGGUCCAGUGGCUCCUGGACAAUUAUGAGACCGCCGAGGGCGUGAGCCUGCCGCGGAGCACCCUCUACUGCCACUACCUACUGCACUGCCAGGAGCAGAAGCUGGAGCCAGUUAAUGCCGCCUCUUUCGGCAAGCUCAUCCGCUCGGUAUUCAUGGGUCUGCGCACGCGCCGCCUGGGCACCAGGGGCAACUCCAAGUAUCAUUAUUAUGGCUUGCGGAUCAAAGCCAGCUCACCCCUGCUGCGGCUGAUGGAGGACCAGCAACACAUGGCCAUGCGAGGCCAGCCCUUCUCCCAGAAACAGAGGCUCAAGCCCAUCCAGAAGAUGGAGGGCGUGGCCAACGGUGUUGCCGUGGGGCAGCAGAGCACAGGGCUGUCAGACAUCAGCGCCCAGGUGCAGCAGUACCAGCAGUUCCUGGAUGCCUCCAGGAGUCUCCCUGAUUUUGUUGAGCUGGAUCUCCAGGGCAAAGUGCUGCCUGAGGGCGUCGGCCCCGGGGAUGUCAAGGCCUUCCAGGUCCUGUACCGGGAACACUGUGAGGCCAUUGUGGAUGUCAUGGUAAAUCUCCAGUUCACGCUGGUGGAAACACUGUGGAAGACCUUCUGGAGAUAUAACCUUAGCCAGCCUAAUGAGGCACCACCGCUGGCCGUGCAUGACGAGGCAGAGAAGCGGCUGCCCAGAGCCAGUCUGGUGCUCCUCUCCAAGUUCCAGCCCGUGCUGCAGUGGACCAAGCGCUGUGACAACGUGCUGUACCAGGGCCUGGUGGAGAUCCUCAUCCCUGACGUUCUGCGGCCCAUCCCCAGUGCCUUGACCCAAGCAAUCCGGAACUUUGCCAAGAGCCUGGAGAGCUGGCUCACCCAUGCCAUGGUGAACAUCCCUGAGGAGAUGCUGCGGGUGAAGGUGGCAGCAGCCGGCGCCUUUGCACAGACGCUGCGGCGCUACACAUCACUCAACCACUUGGCACAGGCAGCGCGGGCCGUGUUGCAGAAUACAGCGCAGAUCAACCAGAUGCUGAGCGACCUCAACCGUGUGGACUUCGCAAAUGUGCAGGAGCAGGCCUCGUGGGUGUGCCGCUGCGAGGACCGUGUGGUGCAGCGUCUGGAGCAGGACUUCAAAGUGACGCUGCAGCAGCAGAACUCACUGGAGCAAUGGGCAGCCUGGCUGGACGGCGUCGUGAGCCAGGUGCUCAAGCCCUACCAGGGCAGUUCAGGCUUCCCCAAGGCGGCCAAGCUCUUCCUCCUCAAGUGGUCCUUCUACAGCUCCAUGGUAAUCCGGGACCUGACCCUGCGUAGCGCUGCCAGUUUCGGCUCCUUCCAUCUUAUCCGGCUACUCUAUGAUGAGUACAUGUACUAUCUGAUUGAGCACCGUGUGGCCCAGGCCAAGGGCGAGACCCCAAUCGCGGUCAUGGGAGAGUUUGCAAACCUGACCUCCUCGCUGAAUCCCUUGGAUCCUGACAAAGACGAGGAGGAAGAGGAGGAAGAGGAAAGUGAAGAUGAGCUGCCACAAGACAUCUCGCUGGCAGCCGGCAGCGAGUCCCCCGCGCUGGGCCCAGAAGCCCUAGAGCCACCUGCGAAGCUGGCACGGACUGACACACGUGGCCUCUUCGUGCAGGCCCUGCCCUCCAGCUAAGCCCGAGACAUCCCUGCCCCAUCCACCCACCCACCCGCAGCUACCGUCCCUCCAAGGGUCAGGGUCAGUCCCUCCGAGCCAAGGUCCGGUCCCUCAGCUUUUGUGGCUUCACUGUCACCCUUCCAGCCCACACCAGAGCUGGAGAGGGUCCCUGUGACAGGAAAGGCCAGGGGAGCCUCCCCUCACAUGGAGCCGAUACAAUCAUGGGCUGGGCUGGGCAGAACUGAAGCUGCAAACCCUGACACAAAGACGUGCCUUAAGGAACCUGCCCAGGUGCCCUCUCUCCUGCCCCAGCUCGUAGCCCUGUUCCCCUACACCACCCCAGAGGGCAGCAGGCUGGCUCCUCCCCUGCGAACUGUUAACUUAUUCUGCUCUCUGGCUUUGCACAGCCUGCCCGGGCAGACCCGAGCCUGGUCAGGCCAGGUGGGUGGCACUCGGGGACCCCCCACUGUCAGCAGCAGCAGUCCCACUGCUCCCCUUUCUUGGUAUAAGUGCAAUUAAAGCUGUGGGUGUCGCACCUUCUCCAGAGCUGGGUUCUCCUGGCCCCGCAGCCCAGAGAGGGGCAUAUUGUGAAGGGCCCCGGCCUCCAGCUUCCAAAGAGGAGCAUCCAGCUGGCUGCAGGGCCAGGUGCUCCAGACCAGAGGCCGCGCCCUGCGCCUUCCACCCUACCGGCUUGUGACCGAAACCUGCUCCCAGAGAUGCUUCUCCUCUGUGCCGUGCCCCUGACCCCUGUAACUAUUGUGAUUAGUGAGUGCCGCUUGAGCGGAGUCAGUAACUCGUUGGGUUUUUUUCCAACCAUCAUGGCCUUAUCCGUUCCCGUUUUCUCAGUGUCUUCAAUCUGUGAUAGAUGUUUAUGGAAAAAAAAGGAAAUCCGGCCUAUUGUAUAGAAAUCACUAUUUUGUGUGCUCCGCGUGCUACAGCUUUUGGGUGGUCCUGCACACGCCCCAUGGGGCCUCCCUUCCCAGUGGUGAAAGUAUCCACGCGCGUGGUAGUUUAGUGUGCUGUUUUCUACCUUUUUGUAGUCUUUCUUAAAACAAUAAAUACUGCUGUGAUCUUUGUCUACUG
This is a messenger RNA of Microtus ochrogaster (prairie vole), 6106 nucleotides long. It is a transcript of the gene Rfx1, whose product is annotated as regulatory factor X1. The record is from RefSeq and is a predicted model, not a curated record. Gene Ontology annotation, biological process: regulation of transcription by RNA polymerase II. Gene Ontology annotation, cellular component: nucleus. Gene Ontology annotation, molecular function: DNA-binding transcription factor activity, RNA polymerase II-specific; RNA polymerase II cis-regulatory region sequence-specific DNA binding. Lineage: Eukaryota; Metazoa; Chordata; Mammalia; Rodentia; Cricetidae.